AUGGAAGCGCUGCAACGAAUGAUGACAAGGCGUUUGGAUGAGCAUUCCUAUAAACGAACUGCUAAACGUUUGGUGGUUGACGAAUAUACAAAUGAUGUUGAUUUUAAUGAUAAGACAGAAAUUGCUAGUAUAAAUCCGGCAUAUGAUAUCAUAUACGGUGAAACAGUUCGGGCAAGGAGUAGUCCAAAUAACUCUGCCACAGAUGUGUCUUUUUCGACCACAACAUGUCCAGCUAUUACUUCACCGAGUCCAGUAUAUCAUAUUGAACCCACUUCUACUGUUACUGCUACCGCUAUUAAUGAUGAUCAUAGCCAUACUGAUAAAUUAUUACGAAAGGUUUCGCUGGCUGUACGAAGAAAGCUAACAGGUUCGAAACCUUUUGUCAGUGAACAACGCAAUACCCAUAGGGUAAGUCAUCGUAAUAGUAAAGAUAGCAAUCAUGAUGAUUCGAAAAAUAGUCAAAGGAUCGCUCAAAAUGAUUCGAAAAAACAAGUUAGGCUAAAAUCGGCGAAAAAAAUGAUUGAUUUGGUUGACUUAUGUUCAAUCGGUUGUAAACAUCGUAGUGAACAUCGAAAACUUCUCAAUGACGAAUACGGCGAUGAUUAG
Molecule: messenger RNA, 606 nt
Organism: Acanthocheilonema viteae
Lineage: Eukaryota; Metazoa; Nematoda; Chromadorea; Rhabditida; Onchocercidae
Source: the annotation of a GenBank genome assembly